This is a messenger RNA of Didymella exigua CBS 183.55, 1192 nucleotides long. RefSeq lists its product as uncharacterized. Gene Ontology annotation, biological process: mRNA splicing, via spliceosome. The record is from RefSeq and is a predicted model, not a curated record. Gene Ontology annotation, cellular component: nuclear speck. The transcript is spliced from 5 exons. Lineage: Eukaryota; Fungi; Ascomycota; Dothideomycetes; Pleosporales; Didymellaceae. Bases 88 to 765 code for a protein of 225 amino acids. Gene Ontology annotation, molecular function: RNA binding.
CACCUCCACCCGGAGCACCCCACGACUUGUCUCAAUCACCGCUUCUGUAUCACUACACCCACAUUCCGCCCUGACACCAGCGCCGUCAUGUCUCGCGGAGGCGGUACUACGCUCUACGUCACCGGCUUCGGCCACGGCACCCGCGCCCGCGACCUCGCCUACGAGUUCGAACGGUACGGUCGCCUUGUUCGCUGCGACAUCCCGGCCCCGCGCUCGGCUUCGUCUCGCCUCUUCGCCUUCGUCGAGUACGAGAGCCGCCGCGAUGCCGAUGAUGCUUAUCACGAGAUGCACAACAAGCGCAUCGGCCGCGAUGACUUGCUGAAGAUUGAGUGGGCCCGCACUCCUCCUUCGGCAUCAUGGCGCUUCGACUCUGGCCGUGAUCGCCCCCGUGGUGAGCGUGGUGAGCGCGGUAGCGACCGUGGCGACCGCAGCUCUCGCGGCGACGACCGUGGCGUCCCAUCCGGCCGUGACCGUUCUCCCCGCCGUCGCAGCGUCUCUCCUCGCCGUGAGCGUGCCGGCUCUCCCCGCAAGGACCGUGAGCGCGACUACGACCGCCGCGACCGCGACAGGUCCAGGAGCCCCGUUGAUGGUGACCGCGAGAUGAAGGAUGUCCGCGAGCGCGAGGACGAGCGUGGCGACCGCGAGCGUGGCGACCGUGAGCGCGACGAGAGGCGCGAGGGCGAGCCUCGUGCCGCUGAGCCCGAGCGCAAGGCCGAAUCUCCUCCUCCCCCUGCCGCACACGAAGACCUCGAUGUUGCCGAGUAGAGCUAGCAGCUGUCAUGCUUCGCGCGGGCAGUGCUCGUGCUGCUUGUCUGUCAGAUCAUCUGUAUUGGCGUGUCUUUCACUUUCGAAUUGCUACAUGCGUGGGUUCUAGGUAGCGGAAAACGGCAAGGGCUCUGUGUUUCUUGGUGGUGGUCGUGUUGAUGCCCGGCCAUGCACUACAUUAAUCAAUGCGCAGUCGAAAAGUCGGAUCGGAAUCUUUAUUUGGCGAGUCGGUACCAGCGAUAUCCCACUCGAUGCGGUUCGCUCUUGCGUCCUGUUCACCUUCAACGGUCGAUCGGUCGAUAUCGAAGCGGUCGAACUCGGUAACUCGGUUUUCUGUACACUACACGGUCGAACUCGGUAGCACGAACCUUUCAAUUCCCACCACACUCGAUGCAACCCCGAUACGCCCUCAUCUCGUCCCCGUCCC